Messenger RNA from Prionailurus viverrinus (fishing cat), 2142 nucleotides. It is a transcript of the gene PABPN1, whose product is annotated as poly(A) binding protein nuclear 1. Lineage: Eukaryota; Metazoa; Chordata; Mammalia; Carnivora; Felidae. The record is from RefSeq and is a predicted model, not a curated record. Gene Ontology annotation, molecular function: RNA binding. The transcript is spliced from 7 exons. The coding region runs from base 492 to 1412 and encodes 306 amino acids.
CCUCGGGUUUCCCUUGAUGGAAGCCUGGCGGUCCGUUGCGGGGCAAGGUUCACCUGUCACGAAACGGGUGUUAGCCCUUCAAAUCCCGCGAGCCAAUCGGCAUCCGAGACGGCCGGUGCGGCAAGGCGAUCGGAAGACUGGUUCUUUCCCCUCACCCAGCCAGCAGCCAAUCCCCGAACGUCAUAUACUUCGCGGAUCCGCCUGGAGGCGGGGCGGGAAGCAGGAAUGUCGUCACAGCUCUGGCGGUAUUGUUACCUAAGGACUUGAGAGGAGGUGGGACAUAUGUUGAUUGACAGACCAAUUCCCCUACCGGGAUUUGAGAAUUUGGUGCAAUAUCCCGCCUUAAGGGUGGGAUCUUAUUUGAUUGUCAAGUAAUAUUCCCCAAUGGAGUCCUAGCUGGUGGUGACGGGCAGGCCGCUAGACUAAUGAAUCCUCGGCGUGCCCGGCGCAGUUCUCCAAUCGCCGGGCGGCGGGCCCCAGUCUGAGCGGCGAUGGCGGCGGCGGCGGCGGCGGCAGCAGCAGCGGGGGCUGCGGGCGGUCGGGGCUCCGGGCCGGGGCGGCGGCGCCAUCUUGUGCCCGGGGCCGGUGGGGAGGCCGGGGAGGGGGCCCCGGGGGGCGCAGGGGACUACGGGAACGGCCUGGAGUCUGAGGAACUGGAGCCUGAGGAGCUGCUGCUGGAGCCCGAGCCGGAGCCCGAGCCCGAAGAGGAGCCGCCCCGGCCCCGCGCCCCACCGGGAGCUCCGGGCCCUGGGCCUGGCUCGGGAGCCCCCGGCAGCCAGGAGGAGGAGGAGGAGCCGGGACUGGUCGAGGGUGACCCGGGGGACGGCGCCAUUGAGGACCCGGAGCUGGAAGCGAUCAAAGCUCGAGUCAGGGAGAUGGAGGAAGAAGCCGAGAAGCUAAAGGAGCUACAGAACGAGGUAGAGAAACAGAUGAAUAUGAGUCCACCUCCAGGCAAUGCUGGCCCAGUGAUCAUGUCCAUUGAAGAGAAGAUGGAGGCUGAUGCCCGUUCCAUUUAUGUUGGCAAUGUGGACUAUGGUGCAACAGCAGAAGAGCUGGAAGCACACUUUCAUGGCUGUGGUUCAGUCAACCGUGUUACCAUACUUUGUGACAAAUUUAGUGGCCAUCCUAAAGGGUUUGCAUAUAUAGAGUUCUCAGACAAAGAGUCAGUGAGGACUUCCUUGGCCUUAGAUGAGUCCCUAUUCAGAGGAAGACAAAUCAAGGUGAUCCCAAAACGAACCAACAGACCAGGCAUCAGCACAACAGACCGGGGUUUCCCACGAGCCCGAUACCGUGCCCGGACCACCAACUACAACAGUUCCCGCUCUCGAUUCUACAGUGGUUUUAACAGCAGGCCCCGGGGUCGCGUCUACAGGGGCCGGGCUAGAGCGACAUCAUGGUAUUCCCCUUACUAAAAAAAGUGUGUAUUAGGAGGAGAGAGAGGAAAAAAAGAGGAAAGAAGGAAAAAAAAAAAAGAAUUAAAAAAAAAAAAAAGAAAAACAGAAGAUGACCUUGAUGGAAAAAAAAAUAUUUUUUAAAAAAAAGAUAUACUGUGGAAAGGGGGGAGAAUCCCAUAACUAACUGCUGAGGAGGGACCUGCUUUGGGGAGUAGGGGAAGGCCCAGGGAGUGGGGCAGGGGGCUGCUCAUUCACUCUGGGGAUUCGCCAUGGACACGUCUCAACUGCGCAAGCUGCUCCCCUUGUUUCCCUGUCCCACUUCACCACCUUGGGGGCUGCUCAAGGGUAGGUGGGCAUGGGUGGUAGGAGGGGUUUUUUUACCCAGGGCUCUGGAAGGACACCAAACUGUUCUGCUUGUUACCUUCCCUCCAUCUUCUCCCUAACUUUCACAGUCCCCUCCUGCCUGCUCCUGUCCUGCCAGGUCUACCACCCAUCCCACCCCUCUUUUCCGGCUCCCUGCCCCUCCAGAUUGCCUGGUGAUCUAUUUUGUUUCCUUUUGUGUUUCUUUUUCUGUUUUGAGUGUCUUUCUUUGCAGGUUUCUGUAGCCGGAAGAUCUCCGUUCCGCUCCCAGCGGCUCCAGUGUAAAUUCCCCUACCCCUUGGGGAAAUGCACUACCUUGUUUUGGGGGGUUUUGGGGCGUUUUUUUGUUUUUCAGUUUUUUGUUUUGUUUUGUUUUCCUUUGCCUUUU